AAAAUAUACGCAUGUGCAAGAAAAAUACGGUGAAGAGCGCAAGUGCACCGGAUAAUCUAUCUUCCGUGAGUAUACAACCGAAACGCAUCCAAUACCACUAUCCUCUAUGUAUAUAUUUUUGUAUACGUGAUUUUGUAAAACAACACGCAACGGUGUACAUAGAUCAAUGUUAUUAUACAUUGAUGUUCCAAGUUAAACACGAAGCAAAACAAGCGAUGCUGAAGAAGACCACGAACCGCUCGAUUUCGUUUAUAAUCCGCCAAUACCGAGGAUCUCGGAAUCCCGAGUUUUCUCAUUCCUUUCAUUCGUCUUCUUCGAGGGAGAUCGCUUCGGAUAAUAAGCCGAUAAUUUUUCGAAAGAAUCGUUCGUUGAGAUUCCGAGACACAUUUUAAAAAAGAAAGAAGAAAAUGGUGUAAAACCGGUUGGUUGAUAGUCGUUUUCCUUUUUUCCCCGAUAUUCACACGCAACAUUGGGAAUGUCGGAAUGUCGUUUAGCCCGAAUUAUUUCACACGAUAACAAGUGGAGUUCAUAUGAUAGAAAUUCGAAAAUUUCGCGAUAGGAGAUGUCUUACAGUGAUGGCGGGCGUCCAAUCCGAAAGUUCGGCACCAAGUCGCCGAAGAAACUUUGCGUGACCAAGAAUGAAAGUAACGACAAAACUACAACCACUAUAAAUUGUAACAACCAUCAUCACAAUCAUUACCACCAUAAUCAUCGCUUUCUCGACACCCCUCAGCCGUCAGUACACAAACGCAAUCUCUACAUUGUUUCUUUUCCCUUGAUACUGCUUUUCAACGUUCUGAGAACACUUCUUUAUCAGUUAUUCGUGGUAUUUAAGUAUUUGUAUACGUCCACGUCUCAGUUGAUUCAACGAAGACAAGCAUCCAAGCAGACCUGCCAAUUGGAGAUUGUAGUUGGUCAGAAGUCCACUGAAAGCUUGAAUAAUAAUCUGAACAAUUCUGGACAAACAGAGAACGAGGGAAUGUCACAAGUGCCCAGAAGACCUAUAGGUCCUGGCCCUGGAGAUCCGUUGCUUGCUAAACAAAAACACCAUCAUCGUAGAGCUUUUGAAUUCAUAAGUAAGGCAUUGAAAAUCGAUGAAGACAAUGAAGGUCAGAAAGAAAUGGCGAUUGAACUCUAUAAAAAAGGUAUCGGUGAAUUGGAGAAAGGAAUAGCCGUAGAAUGCAAUGGUGGCAGAGGAGAAGUAUGGGAACAUGCUCAAAGACUGCACGAGAAAAUGCGCACCAAUUUAGCAAUGGCGAAGGACAGACUUGAUUUUCUUGCAUCUGGAAGAAAGUUAUCCGUUCCUGCAAAAAGAGUCGGUACAGCUAUAAGUAAGAGUCAAACAUUACCACGCAGUAUGGGUCGUUCGCCACCAGUUCAAUCUUGCCAUCGAGUUACGCCUAUUAAACCGACGUCUACACCGCCCUCCGUGAAAAGACAAUUAUCUGUACCUGGAAAUGGUUCGCCUAUAAGGAGACCAGGCACGCCUACUGCAACAAAUAGUAAUAGAGGAACGCCUACUAGAAAAGUACCUAUUUUAAAGGGUGUGGAUCCAAAGCUAGCACAAGUUAUUCUUGAUGAAAUUUUGGAAGGAGGGGCAGCGGUACAUUGGGAAGAUAUUGCUGGCCAAGAGACUGCAAAACAAGCGCUACAAGAAAUGGUGAUCUUACCAUCAUUAAGACCAGAAUUGUUCACUGGUCUGAGGACGCCUGCAAGAGGGCUAUUACUAUUUGGUCCACCAGGAAACGGAAAGACAUUACUUGCGCGUGCUGUGGCUACCCAGUGUCACGCCACAUUUUUCUCAAUAUCUGCUGCUAGUCUUACGUCGAAAUACGUUGGUGAAGGGGAGAAAUUAGUGAGAGCUCUUUUCGCUAUUGCGCGAGAACUACAGCCAUCUGUGAUCUUUAUCGACGAAGUAGAUUCGCUAUUAAGUGAACGGAAAGAUAACGAACAUGAAGCUUCGAGGCGGCUGAAGACAGAAUUUUUAGUCGAAUUUGAUGGAUUACCGUGUAAUCCAGAAGAAAGGGUACUCGUUAUGGCUGCUACGAAUAGACCUCAAGAAUUAGAUGAAGCUGCUUUAAGACGAUUCACGAAACGAGUGUACGUCACACUGCCGGAUUUGCGAACGAGAAUCGUAUUAUUGAAACGACUAUUAGCGAAGCAUAGCGAUCCACUCACAUUGGAGGAAUUAAAUGAAAUGGCAGUUUUGACCGAAGGUUACUCCGGUAGUGAUUUAACGGGUUUAGCAAAAGAUGCAGCGCUUGGUCCUAUCAGGGAGCUCAAUCCAGAUCAAGUGAAAGAACUGGAUCUUAAUUCUGUGCGCAACAUCAGAAUGCAAGAUUUUCGUGAUUCAUUGAAAAGAAUUCGUAGAUCAGUAUCGCCAGCGAGUUUGGCCGCUUACGAGAAAUGGAGUUUGGAAUACGGUGACGUAAGUCUGUGAUCAUUAAGAAAUAGCUGAAAAAGCACAAGGCUUUAGAAAAAUUUCGUUAGACUGUCGGCUAUAUAGUCCAACAAGAAACAAGAGAAUGUGAGGUCUGUAAUGACAGGAAAUAUACAAAAGUGACUUUCUGCGAUAUUAAUUAUUACAGAAUGUAAAUACACCAGCUUCGACAUUUUCUAAGUUACUUUGUAAAUGGUAACAUAUAUACGUAGGAAAUAAAAUGUCACGAUAAGCGAAAGGCACUCUUGUUAUAUAUUGUUUUUUUAAAACCGUAUUACAGCCACGACACUGUAAUAGUAACAGCUUUAUGCUACACACACACACACACACACAAUAUAUAUAUACACAUACAUAUUCCAUACGUAUAUAUGUAUAAUACAUUCCAUACUCCAUCCAGUUAUCAGGUAUAGUGGAUUUAAGUUUCACACGCGGCAGUGUAGAUUUUAGACUUCCAAUAUCUGUAGUUACACACCCU
Molecule: messenger RNA, 2915 nt
Organism: Dufourea novaeangliae
Lineage: Eukaryota; Metazoa; Arthropoda; Insecta; Hymenoptera; Halictidae
Gene: spas
Product: spastin
Exons: 6
Coding region: 563-2440 (625 amino acids)
Cellular component (GO): microtubule cytoskeleton
Molecular function (GO): ATP binding; ATP hydrolysis activity; microtubule severing ATPase activity
Source: RefSeq, a predicted model, not a curated record